This is a messenger RNA of Dalotia coriaria, 2830 nucleotides long. RefSeq names its product protein suppressor of hairy wing-like. Lineage: Eukaryota; Metazoa; Arthropoda; Insecta; Coleoptera; Staphylinidae. The transcript has 7 exons. Bases 285 to 2567 code for a protein of 760 amino acids. The record is from RefSeq and is a predicted model, not a curated record.
UUUUGCGAAAAUCCCUCUUGAGGCGCCCAUCAAGGGGAAUCGGUCGACAUCCCGUGGAAUCGCCGCAUUUCACGACAUCCCGUUGAUGCGUGCCAGCGGCGUGCCACUUAGCGCGAACGGCCCAAAUCCGUGCCGAAUUGUUCGAAUUCGUGGCGGCAUCGUGUGCCCUUCGCCCGCCAGCCAGCAGCGUCCGUUUACCAUUUGCACGGCAUUGCACUGGUGGCUGCGUUCCCUCACCGAUGAACAAUUAACACAUUUUCCGGUUGUGAUUAAGUGUAAUCAGCAUGGAUAGUGAAAACAUACAGAUCAUCAGCAAAUUGGAGCCUAUAGAAUGUGAAGAUCCUGAAGACCUUGAUGGGGAGGUAGUCAGGGAAAUUCAUGUGGAAACCAAUACAGAUGGUAACCUACAAAUCAAUGCCUAUGAAGAAGAAGGUGAAAUACCAGACCCAGGUGAGUAUGUGACUGAAGAUGGCACUCAAAAGAUCAUCAUCACUGAGGGUGGACAAGCAUACAUCAGUGAAGAUGGAGACACAGGCACAAUUUAUGUGCAGGAUGCAGGAACCUACAAAACUGAGUAUGAAAUUGUUGAUGAAAGUGUGGAACCUGAAGAGUAUGAAGAUCAUGAGGAGUUUGUGGCUGAAAUCAUGGAGGGAACUGAGGAGAGUCAAGAUGUCUACAGUGGGGACACUGAUGAUCCAGAGUAUGUUGUGGAGGAAGAGAAAAUUGAGGAGAAUAUUUGCACUAUUUGUGAGAGAUCAUUUAAGACUGCAGCUAGUUUAAAGAGGCAUAUUUCAGUCACACAUGACCCUGAGGAUGCUGAUGUUGAUGAUCCACUUGCAUUUGAAGUGUGUGCAUGCUGUGGUGAACCUGCUGAUUCAGCCCAUGCAAAUGGUUCAAUAGCUUGUAAGCUAUGUGACAAACUCUUCAUGCUCCAAACAAAUUUAAUCCGCCACAAUUCAUUAGAACACCCCGAUGAUAUCGGCAUGUUCCGAUGCUGCGAAUGCCUGCGCAGCUUCAGCAGUAAACUAGCGAUUCGUAAUCACAUGCAAUCGCAUCCGCUUGCCAAACCGUUCUCCUGCAAAGCAUGUAAUCGCGAUUUCACUAGGAAGUAUCAUUUAGAUCGUCAUGUAAUGCAGACGGGAUGCGAUGGCACGCCGCGCAACCAGUUUAAAUGUCAAGUAUGCAACAAGAGUUUCGGCCGAAAGGACAAUCUGCGUGACCAUUUGCGCGCGCAUGCCGGGCAGAUCAAAAAGAAGAAGACGUUUCCAUGCUCGCACUGCGGGAAGGAGUUUCAGGGACAGGCGCUUCUCGUAGUGCACAUGCGAACGCACACUGGAGAGAAGCCAUAUGCAUGCGAUCUGUGUCCGAAGAGAUUUCCUUCCAGCGGGGCGUAUAAGAAGCAUCGACGGAUGCAUACCGGAGAGAAGCCUUAUCAAUGCAUGCAGUGUAAACGAAGGUUCGCUGCGAAGGAAACACUGAAUAGACACGUGCGUACACACACCGGUAUCAAACCACACAGCUGUUCCUACUGCGGGAAGUCGUUCAUUCAGGCAGCGCAACUGCGUGCGCACAUUUUCCACCACACCGGUGAAAACGCCUUCACGUGCCCGCACUGCAACCGCGCAUUCAAUCGUCGCGUGCGUCUUACAACACACAUUAAAUUUGUGCAUGAAGGAGCUCUUCCAUUGGAGUGCGAUCAAUGUGAUCGCACAUUCUUCAGGAAAGAAGAUUUAAUCCGGCAUGGACUGCUACACACUGGAGAAAAACCUUUUGAAUGUGAUACAUGCAAAAAACGUUUUGCGGUGAAAGCCUCCCUCAAGCUGCACAUGCUCACGCAUAGAAAAGAACAGCCAUGCGCGUGUGACGAAUGCGGACGCGCUUUUAUUCGCCAAGAUUGCCUCCUGCGGCACAUGCGCGCAAAACAUCGCGAUGUGCUAGAGGAUAUCAUGGCCGCCGCGGAAAAGAAACGCCUACAAGAACAACUCCUCGCACCGUCUAGCAUCAAGAAAGAGAUUCUUGAAUCACAAAUUUGGACGGAGCUGACUCUGACGGAUUCUAUUAAAGAAUUGCUAAGUUUACUCGUCGAUGAGAAGACACUCACUGCUUUCGGUUGGCCUGAUGCACCAGUGGAUAAAAUCCUCGAUGCUGUCAUUCGAAGAUGUGGACAUGAACCAGCUGCCGAUUCAGAAUUCGACUAUAUUAGUCGAAUGCGUGAAAAUGCGAAACUUCUAUUCACUGUAGUCAUUGAUGAUCAAGCUGUAAAGUCAUUAUUGAAUAACCAAACCGUUGAUGAGGUAAUACAACACGUGUUGCGUUUAGCGAAGAGUGACAACGAGGAAGAAGAUGAUGAAGACGACAACGAAGAUGAUAAUGAUAUGGAUGAAGAUGAAGAGGAUGUAGAUGAACACCGAAUGGUUGAUAUGUCCGAAGCGGAUAUGCAAGUUGAAGAGGUUAUUACCGGUGACAUUGACGCGAAGAUUGAGCAUGUUGAGUACGAAACGGUGGAGUAUAUUGACGAUGAAGCUAUGAUCCAAGAGACGAACGCUGCUGUUGAAGCUAUCGAUUAGUUUUGUACAGAAUUAUGUAGGUUUAAGCUGUAAGAUGUAACUUUUACUGAGAUGACUAGUGUUCAUUCCCAAGCGCAGACGAGUUUUUGUCUAUUUUUGCACGGAUGUGUUGUUUUUGGGCUUGGGCUUGGACGUGUUAGGAACAAAAGGAAUUUUAACAACGACGGGUUGAUGUAAGAUAGGGAUUUGUUUGAUCCCAUAAAGAACAUAUUUUGAUUACUUACGAUUCAAGCAGUAAUAAUAAUAAACUUGUUGAUGAAUUA